This is a messenger RNA of Penicillium mononematosum, 352 nucleotides long. Its product is annotated as 40S ribosomal protein uS14. Gene Ontology annotation, molecular function: RNA binding; structural constituent of ribosome; zinc ion binding. Gene Ontology annotation, biological process: translation. The coding region runs from base 116 to 352 and encodes 78 amino acids. Gene Ontology annotation, cellular component: cytosolic small ribosomal subunit; ribosome. The record is from RefSeq and is a predicted model, not a curated record. Lineage: Eukaryota; Fungi; Ascomycota; Eurotiomycetes; Eurotiales; Aspergillaceae. The transcript is spliced from 4 exons.
ACACAACGCAAAUUCCAACCCUAACUCUUGUCUCCGUUCUUAACGCCCAACGCCAGCGACCCUCGUCCCGUCAACAACCCCGUCAACUCCCAGGUCCCGCCUUUAAAACCUCAAGAUGACUCACGAGAGCGUUUGGUACAGCCGGCCCCGCAAGUACGGCAAGGGCUCCCGCGAAUGCCGUGUCUGCUCCCACCGCGCCGGUCUGAUCCGCAAGUACGGCAUGAACAUCUGCCGUCAGUGCUUCCGUGAGAAGUCCACCGACAUCGGUUUCACUAAGGUUCGUUUCAAUUCCUCGCUCGACAGUCCUAUCCGAUUCUAUUCGAAUACCACACAACCACAUUCUCCGACAUGA